Colletotrichum graminicola M1.001 is the source of this 705-nucleotide messenger RNA. RefSeq names its product uracil phosphoribosyltransferase. The record is from RefSeq and is a predicted model, not a curated record. NCBI's taxonomy places the organism in Eukaryota, Fungi, Ascomycota, Sordariomycetes, Glomerellales, Glomerellaceae. The transcript is spliced from 3 exons. Bases 1 to 705 code for a protein of 234 amino acids.
AUGGCUUCCUCAACGAACACCCCGCAGCUCCCCCCCAACGUCCACGUCUCUCAGCACCCGUGCCUCCGCGCCAAGCUCUCGCAGCUGCGGUCCCAGUCUACGCCUGCCAAGUAUGUCAAGACGCUGGUGAACGAGAUCGCGUUGAUGGUGGCCUACGAGGCACUCGCCGCUUCGACAAAGGCGACAGACGGUCCUAAGGACGCUACACCGCUAGGCUUCGAAUUCAUCUCGACCGAAAUCACUCCCGGCAGCCUCUGUCUCGUCCCCAUCCUCCGCUCCGGCCUCGGCAUGGUAGAAGCCGUUCAAACCGUUCUCCCGAACCCCGUCCCCGUCCACCACCUCGGCCUCUACCGCGAGCCCUCGACCCUCGAGCCCGUCGAGUACUACAACAACCUCCCCAACCAGCUCGUCGCCGACGGCUCCAACGCCGGCGCCAGCGACCUCGCCAUCAUCCUCGACCCCGUCAUUGCCACUGGUGGCACCUGCGCCGCCGCCAUCCAGACCCUGCGCGAGUGGGGCGUCAAGCGCAUUCUUGUCCUCGCCGUCAUCGGCGCAGCCGAGGGCGUCCGCCGCGCCGCCGCCGAGUGGGCCGACGCCACCGACAUCUGGAUCGCCGGCAUCGACGCCGAGCUGACCCCCAACGGCAUGCUGAAGCCCGGCCUCGGCGACGUCGGCGACCGCCUGUUCCUCACCAUCGGCAAAUGA